AUGCAGUUCUUGCGCCGCUUUGGCACUCCCUUGGUGACGAUCAGCCUGUUGAUCGGGCUAUCUGUGCUCACUGUGGUGUCUGUAGGGGAAGGAUUGAAGCUGUUUGUCGUUAGAAGAGAUGAAUUCAAGCUGCGAAGGAGAGAUGGUUCGACGAUCACAUUGAACAUGCCUUGGAAUCCACCAAAGAUCAAAACCGACGUAAAGGCAAUAAAUCCAGCUGUGGGAGGGAUGUUGAAUGCGGUCGAAGCCGUUGCGUCUGCUCUCCUUGGCGACGGAACCGAUAUGGCAGCCAAUGCCCAAGCACAAGCAUCGAUUGUCACAGCUACAAUAAUCCCAAUCGCACAAAGCGUUGCAUCGACAGCCCUUGGGGGAGGCACGGCACAAGUUCCCGCCGCUGUUGCGGAUGUCACAAGCGCCAUAAAUCAAGCAACUGGCGUUGUGGGUGGUAUCGUCAGCGCUGCUAAUAGCAUUGUAGCAAGCAUGGUUGCUGGAGCUGUAAGUGCAUCAAAUAUCGGAAUACUCUCGACAUCCGUACCUCUGUCAGCCACCAAAUCUGCUUCGGGAGGAUUAUCGUCGCCUUUCUCAACCAACAGCUCACAGCAUGGGUUAUGCUCGACUUGCAACAGCUCUCCCUCAAGCACUGCACUGCCUCUCAACAUAACGUCUGCUCCUCUCCUUUCUUCGAUGACAUCGCAAUCAGUGUUACCGAUGGCACCCUCUUGCACGUCCAUGCCAAGUUGCACAUCUUGUCCAGCUGCCUAUACAGAAACAUGCACUGUUACCGAAACUUGGCAUAGCACUCACUAUGCUGAAACAGCCACACUUUACAGUUUUGUUGCGGCGUUCACAGUCACUUGUACUGAGACUGUCAGUGUCUGCCCCUCACUGUCUGCUUACCUGCCACCAGCGAACGCAAUACUGCCUACCCAGCCACCCCUAAUUGCAUGCGCCAAUGGGGCUCUAGCCAAACGGCAAGAGGACUGCACGUCAAUACAGACUUCUGUUUCUCCGACCAGUGCUUCUCCCUCUAGUUCAUACCUUGCAGAUAGUCAGACUUCGUCUCACCCCUGCCCGAAUGCUGGAUAUUCUUGCUCCGAGUGUCCAGGUGGAUGGUUUUGUCCGCCAUCACAAACAGCACCACAGAGUGCGCCUUGUGGUUUUGGGUGGGCAUGUGGAGCUUGUAGCGGGGGAUGGUUUUGUAUACCCAAUCCGACAGCAAGUGGAGGUGCUGGAGCUGUGAACUCCGUUGCCGGUCUUCUUUCAAGCGUUUCAGUUUCCCUGACCCAAGAUGUUCCCUCUACUAUGGCAAGCUUUACAGCACAGCCUCCCAGUUUUUUGUCUACUCUUCCAACAGCACUGGCGACAACAACAGGGCCUGGAACAGUAACAUGUAUUGAUGGAUCAGUCGUGCAGAGACCACAAGACUGCUUGAAUGGAAUUUCUGAAGCAACAUCUUCGCUUGGAGCAUUCGUUACUUCUCUCAGCCCAACUCUUAGUCAAGCAACCAACCUCGCUGGAAGUGCAGUUGGCGGUGCGGAAACCGCACUCAACCCUGCGUUGGCCAAUGUUAAUUCUGCUCUUGCACAAGUCAGCGGUUUAAGUGGUGGACUUCUCAGCACAAUUAUGGCGAAUCUAGCCUCUGCACUUGGUGCCGCCAAUACUCUUGGCAGUAAUGCUCAGCCUACAGCAGCUUCACUUGUUGGGAAUGCAGGAAUUUUACUCUCGAGUGUCAACACUUUGGAAGGGAAUGACAUCUCGCAGGCCACAGCUUUGGCAAACACUCUUGCCGGUAAUGUCAUUGCUACCGGUGUAUCUGUUGUUGGAAAUGGGGCGAAUAACGCGGCGUCUGCUAUUAACGUCCUCGCCGGUAAUGCUAUCCCUACCGCUACAGCCGCCAUUGGUAACGUAGUUGGCAACCUCCCAGGACUGAUCAGAGAUGUAAAGGAAGGAGGAAACACCAUCGGUCACAUCACAACAAUCUUGAACGGUCAAUCUACGAUCCUACCAAUCGUCGUCACCAUCCUCAAUGGAGAGCCUACUGUAGUGCCUGUGGUUAACAUGGUGGUGAAUGGCGCCUCAACCAACUUGCCAGUAUUGAACGGAGCGUCAGGCCAAUCAGCACGUCUUGUAGGAAGAGCAAGACCAAAACAGAAUAAAUUGGAGACAGCAAGCUAUGAGGUGUGGUUGGAAGAAGGGGACGGCAAUUUGGCCUGAGGUGUUUGAUGAGUAUUGUUGAGACAUGGGAAAGGAGAGAAGGAAACACAAU
Molecule: messenger RNA, 2266 nt
Organism: Mollisia scopiformis
Lineage: Eukaryota; Fungi; Ascomycota; Leotiomycetes; Helotiales; Mollisiaceae
Exons: 4
Coding region: 1-2214 (737 amino acids)
Source: RefSeq, a predicted model, not a curated record